AUGGAGGAGCCGAGGGAGGCUGAUACUGCAAACGACAUCAUUACUCGAGCACUCGAGUGUAUGACCUUUCAAGGCCAGUCUGCUAAGGCCCAAGUCAACCAAGAACAAGACCAAGGAAUCACAAGAGUCAUCUCGACAGACUUAUCAAGGGAGGCAAGCAGAUUAUCAUCAUCAUCAUCAUCAUCACUACUCGCCACCCGAUCGUUUCCCCAGUUCGUCAACCUGCCCUACGAGAUCCGGGCAGCAAUCUGGGAACAAUGCAUCCCGCGCCGUAUCAUAGAACCCUGGCACGACCUGGGCCCAGGAGACAAUCCAUUCCCUCGCGGCUACCCGGUCAUCGCGCAGGUGUGUCGCGAGGCUCACGAGGUGGUGAGUCUCCACGGCGCCUGGAUCGGCGCCACUCGCUUUGACCGGCGCAAAUGGUACCUCGACAGAUCGUGGCGGCAGAGGUCGCCGGUGUGGCACAACAAGAAGACGGACCUGGUGCGUCUGGGCAUGUGCAUUACCUUUGGCCUCCUUGACUUUGACCACGACGACAGCCGGUCUUCUCUUUUCUCUGCUUCCUCUUCUUCUUUUGGGGCCGGUGGUGGGAACGAGAUCAUCGCCAUGGCACGGGCGGAUCCAGAUGUGCCUCUCCUCGUCUCGGCCAACAUCAUCUCCAACCUCACACGCACGCGCGUGGUGUCUCCUCGUGGGCAGCGAGAACGGCCAAUCGCAAGGCUCAUCUAUGAGGACUUUCUCAGGCGGAGGGAGCACGUCUUUAUCGAGGUGGGCAGCUUUACGGUGACGGAUCGUGACGCUGUCUCUCUGGACCGCCUGAUGCGCUCGGGCAUGUUUGGCCUCGAGCUCCAGUCGCAGCAGCAGGGAGGACGUGCGGUAGCGGUAUCUUGUCAACAGCCUGCAGGGACGCAGCAGUACACAGAGAACGACGACGACGACCACCACCACCACCACCACCACCACCACCACCACCAAUGUAGGCCUGCAAAAAUUACGACUACUCCUCGCCCUCCUCGCCCUCAGCCCUCGCGCUACUACGAGGCUGAACCUGCGAUCGUCGACAUCAAGGACACAACGACCCUCUUUAGAUACGCUCGAGCUGCCGUCCCAGACCAGGACUCCCUGGCGCGUCUCAGGGACAUGGACGAGCGGUUCGGCAGCGGGCAGCUGGACGGCGAGGCCGCCUUUGACGCGUGCUGGCGGGUCCUGAGGAGUGUGCCCUGCGGCGGUGUCGCCUCUACAAUCACGUCCCCGGUCGACUUCCUCAUGGUGCUUGUGGAUGUCUUGUGCAACGCGGCUGGGCACGAGGUGGACUGGGAGGAGGACUGCCCUGUGCUGGACGAGGAGGGUCGGCUGAACGAGGAGCAUGAUCUGGUUCGGCUGAUGGGGCUGUCGCUGCCCAGGUUCACCCCGGUGGUCUCGUUUGAGGUGGAUCAGCGGUGCUUUGGUUAA
Molecule: messenger RNA, 1452 nt
Organism: Cryphonectria parasitica EP155
Lineage: Eukaryota; Fungi; Ascomycota; Sordariomycetes; Diaporthales; Cryphonectriaceae
Exons: 2
Coding region: 1-1452 (483 amino acids)
Source: RefSeq, a predicted model, not a curated record